AUGCGGAUCAAUCGAUGGCGCCGGAGCAACCACCUGCCCAAUGCGAUCCGAACUCCCGAUCGCCUGGGCGACUACUUAGUGGCCUUGCGCAAUGAUUUCGUGACGGCAAACAGCUCUUGUCGUCGCGGUCUGAAUCUAUCCGGCGAACUCAGCGCCUAUGAGAAGGAGACGCGAGUGCUGCUCAAGCUGGCGUCGACUGGACGCGUCGUGGACAUUCUUCUGCGCUUCGGUCGCGUGGUGGAGUCAUAUAUGGAAGUAUUGAGCAUUGAGAUGACGGAGGAGAUCCGACAGUGGAGGGGGCAGCUGGACCUCGAGCGUCGAGAGCGUGUGGAGCUCUUUCGAGACAUCCUCAACGAUGAACAGCGAUUAAUUGAAGCCAUGGGCGACGAGACGCAGCAGAUGGAGCUUUUAACGCUGCUAAAAUAUGGCUUGACCCACUACGAAAAGUUCCUAAUACCCGAGGAGCUCGACGUCAUCUCGGACGUCUAUGAUCGGGUCGUGAGUUAUUCUGAUUUUAUGCUAGUCGGGGAUCCGCCAAGCUGGUUUUUGUCACCAAGUGACCUGGUGUGUGACCAGGGGGGCAUCUACUACUUGGACGCUGUCCGAGUCAGCAAGUGUGAGACAGGAGAUAUCCUAAGAGACCGUGGAGGGGACCAUCAAAGCUGGGAAGACGAGGAAGAGGCGUGUCUGCGCCAGGCUACGGUGUGGGCAGAUCUGAACCACCCUCAUGUGGCGAAGAUGCUGGGUGCGUGUCAUAUUGGUAAGGAGCCAUUCGUCGUGCACGAACCGGCGGAACCUCUUAUAUCGAAUCGAGCAAACGCACAGUCGUGGGAACCUCUGCUUGGCUGGGCACUUGGACUCCAGUAUCUACACGAACGUGAGCUUGGAUACAAAAACUUUGACGAUAACAGACUACUGGCUCGUCAUCAUGUUACUGCUAGUGGAGUUCUGAGUGGAUUGGGGCUCGUACCUGUUAAAAGGAGAGUGUCGGCCUCGUUACAGCGAGGCGUGUCGAAUAUGUUUAAUAUGCGGGAUUUGGCUGCAACGCUCCCACAGAACCACGAUGAUGCUCACGUGCAUGGGCUGCAUGUGCCUACGUGGAGUGUACCGAACGACAUUUUUGCCUUUGGAUUGGCCAUCUACAACACUCGUCGAUGGGUUUCCAUGUACAUUUCCAUGUUGCCGGACAUGAACUACGAAGCUGAAGGCUUUCGCAAGAUCGCGACAAUGGACAAGUUGGCAACGAGAGCAAAGGAAGUCGGUUGCACCUUUGACUUGGUGUGUUUUCAACGAGCACGUCUCAACGAUUAUCGUUGGUACCUUUACCUCAAAGAAACCUUCGGCUCCUUCAUCCACGUGGGCCAACUGAUAUUCGAGCCAAAAAUUGGCGAGAUCGCCGGCGUACGUCUGUCGAUUCCUGCGUCAGAGGCAAGAUUGCCUACAAUGCGAUUGCAGCUUUAG
Messenger RNA from Phytophthora nicotianae INRA-310, 1461 nucleotides. RefSeq lists its product as hypothetical. The transcript has 2 exons. Lineage: Eukaryota; Oomycota; Peronosporomycetes; Peronosporales; Peronosporaceae. The record is from RefSeq and is a predicted model, not a curated record. The coding region runs from base 1 to 1461 and encodes 486 amino acids.